Messenger RNA from Aspergillus terreus NIH2624, 963 nucleotides. RefSeq lists its product as uncharacterized. Gene Ontology annotation, molecular function: actin filament binding; phosphatidylinositol binding. Bases 1 to 963 code for a protein of 320 amino acids. The transcript has 2 exons. NCBI's taxonomy places the organism in Eukaryota, Fungi, Ascomycota, Eurotiomycetes, Eurotiales, Aspergillaceae. The record is from RefSeq and is a predicted model, not a curated record. Gene Ontology annotation, cellular component: actin cortical patch. Gene Ontology annotation, biological process: actin filament bundle assembly; actin cortical patch localization.
AUGCCGCUGGGAAUACAUAAUCCGCUGCCGUCGUCUAUGCGCAGUUCGUAUCACCUCCCCAAGUCCCCGGCGCACAUUGCUGACAGCCCACAGGCGAAUGCAAAAAGGCGGGCAAGAUUCUGGAGUCCUUUACGAGCCCAUCUUCUCCUAACUCCCCAGGGCCUUGUAAUCUGCACAGUCACUCGAGCCGGCUUCCUGGGAUCCCUUCGGUUCGGAUCCGGCAUUCUCGUCGCCCGUCUGCCAGACGGCUCCUGGUCAGCUCCCUCCGCGAUCGCAACAGUGGGCGGCGGCUUCGGCGGAUUGAUAGGCCUCGAGCUGACGGAUUUCGUCUUCAUCCUCAACGACGACCACGCGGUGCGCACGUUCUCGCAGGCCGGCAGCUUGACGCUCGGCGGCAAUGUCUCCGUCGCGCUAGGGCCCGUCGGUCGCAGCGCGGAGGUCUCAGCUGGAGCCAGCACGAAGGGAGUCGCGUCGAUGUUCGCGUAUUCCAAGACCAAGGGGCUAUUCGGCGGCAUCAGUCUCGAGGGGAAUAUGCUGGUUGAGCGGUCGAGCGCCAACAGAAAAUUGUAUGAUCGCGAGCUUACCGCGCGUCAGCUGCUUAGUGGCGAGGUGCCGCCCCCCAGUGAGGCGGAGGCCCUCAUGCGUGUGCUGCAGUCCGAGGCUUUCCAGCCCAAGGGAUCGCGUCCGCCACUUCAUCCUCCAGCGCCUGGGGGUGCUGAGUUGCCGGCAGCUUCGCCUGUGAGCCCGGUAGGAUCGCAGGCUGCGGCGUCGGGUCAGUCCAUAUCAGAGCUGCCGGAUACGCCGUCAGGUGCUCCGCCGCACCCAGCUGGGUUUGAGCUGCAUGGGGAAUCACGGCCUGGGUUGCCUGCAGAGUUACCAGCGGAAUUGCCGGUUGAUCCUGGACCAGGGACAAAUGUCUCGCAACCUGCUGCAGGAGUAGGCGCGGAUGGUGUUGCUCGGUGA